Messenger RNA from Nomia melanderi (Alkali bee), 821 nucleotides. RefSeq lists its product as uncharacterized. NCBI's taxonomy places the organism in Eukaryota, Metazoa, Arthropoda, Insecta, Hymenoptera, Halictidae. Gene Ontology annotation, cellular component: MIS12/MIND type complex. The record is from RefSeq and is a predicted model, not a curated record. Gene Ontology annotation, biological process: chromosome segregation; cell division.
GGUAACUCGGAAGUUUCUCACUUUUGAAAUAUGGCGGAAUUUACGAGUGAUCAUCUUGAAUCGUGAUUGGUCCGUUUAAAAUGUAACAGACUUUUAUUGCAUAUGUGAGUUGCGCGAGUGUAAACUAUGUUAAAAUAUAUAUUAAAAUGAAUAAUUAUAAUUUAUCGGAUGCAUCGCAUUCAGAAACGGCGUCAAAACCUGAAAAUGCAGUCCAUAAACGUCGGUCUUCUGUGUUUCAAAGUCGACUGACUGCUUUUGAUCAAUGUGAAGGGAAUGAAAACAGGGCGGAUAACAGUGAUGCAGAUAGAUGUAUUUCUGAGACUUCUCAAGCAGAAACUUUCAAUUUGGAACAAUACAUAUGCAGCCUUAAAAAUGAGAGGAAAGAAUGGAUUGAGACAUUUAGACAACGAAAAACUGAACGAAAAUGUUUGACAAAAAAGAAAUUACUUUUAGAAAGCCAAGGGCAACCUGUAGAUUUGACUACCUUGACAGAUUCCGAGGAAGCAUUUGUCAUGGCCCGUCCAAAUUAUCAGAGUAUCUGUAAGAAUAACAAAAGAUUAACAGAAAUGACAUUGAAAGUAUCAAUGUUAAAUCAUAGAGCUCACAAGUUAAAUCAAAGAUUUAUUACACAAAUGGAGAAACGACUUAGCAAAAUUACAAAAACAAUUAUGGAAAUGUCAGAAUCGUGAUCUAAGUAUCACAGUGUAGGUAAAAUAAUUAUUAUGACAAAAUUUAUUAUGUAUAUUAUAUAAAUUUUCUAUUUUUUAUUAUACCAAUAAAAUAAAUAUGUAUAUAUAUAUGUAUGUAUAUAUGCAAGGAAA